GAAUGAACGGUCCGGAGAGAAGUUUAAACCUUCAACUGGCCUGAAAAUAUCGUAUUUAAACGUCAGUGUGGCCUAAAGCAAACAUUUUAUCUCAACGGACACACAGGGCACUUAUGUCAGACGACAAAAAUAACACUACAGAUCCAACACGCUUCAGGAGAAGAGGUAAAAUAACGUAUAGUCUUUCUUCCUAAGAUUUCACUGCGGUUAGCUCAGCAGACACUCGGAUCUCCGUGGUCAACCCAGCAGACAUUUAAGAUUUCCUUAUGGAACACUAUGAGCAGCGUAUGAAUGUGGCUAAUUAGCUGCUGGCUACGUUAGCUGUCAUAUCAAAAACAUCCCCUAAUGUCUUCCCUGAAAAGGCAUGUAGCCAUCCCUGUUUUAUAGUUGUAUUGUUGAAAGCGAUACAGUCCGUACACGUUUAUUUCAAAUCGUUGAAAGAUCCGAAAACACUUUAUAUAUUAGGUUAUCCAGCUCAAAUGUUACAUCGCUAUCUGGAAUGUGACAUGAGGAGGCGGGGCUAGCCGGUGCCACCGAGUAGAGUGAUUGGUCAGUUUAGGCUGUCAGUACCACCGAGUAGACUGAUUGGUCAGUUUAGCUUGUCAGUAGAGAUUCCGUAUGUCUGCUGUCGUAAGAGGAAAAUUUGUUUUCUGCUUCUCAUUCUUGACAGCUUGUUUGCUGCCGGGCUGCUGACGAAAGUUAAUGUGGUGAAUUAGAUGUACAACCCUACGUUUCGACGGUACAAAAUCAGACUGGGAUGUUAUCAUGGAGAGAGUCGAUCAUCAAGAAGGAGAGGCACAGGGAGUGAAGAUUUGUGAUCCACCCUGUGAGAGCAAUCCACCUGCUGACACCUUGGCGACUUCUCUCUCCCUCUUGGGGAAUCACAUGUUUCCUCAUCCGGUGGAGAGAAACAACAGUACCACUGUUGACAAACAGGAGCCUUCAAAUCCAAUCCUGUCAGAGGAGAAAGGUGUGGACGCAGAGCCACAAUCUAACCAGGUAACAAAGCUAGAGACUGAGGAGGCAGAAAUCUCUGAGUGUCAGAACAAUGCGUCUUCCCAGACGCUUGACGAAGGAACCGAGGAUGCCACCACUGACAAUGACCGCAGCGACUCUGGGGAGUUUGUCGCUGCAAUGCUUGCUAAGGCCAAGCUGGAGGAGCAAGGAAUAGGUGUGAAGGGAAGGUCAUCUCCCUUGUUGGAGGCCGGCAUCCAGGAAUCUCCUGCUUUUAUGUCUCAUCGUGACGAGGAUGUGACGGCUGAAAGCUGGCGGCAGCACAGGAAGCAUGUUUUUGUGUUAAGUGAAGCAGGCAAACCCAUCUACUCCCGAUAUGGCAGCGAAGAGGCUCUUUCAUCUACAAUGGGAGUCAUGAUGGCGCUGGUUUCCUUCGUUCAAAGUGGAGAUAAUAUCAUCCGCUCCGUCUAUUCAGCGGAGCACACCGUGGUGUUUUUACAGAAAGGGCCCCUAGUGCUGGUGUGUGUCUCCAAUAGUCGUCAGACUGAGCAGCAGCUCCGUGGAGAGCUCCUCUAUGUGUACUACCAGAUCAUCAGCAUGCUCACCCAGGCCAGCAUCUCCCGAAUCUUUGAACACAAGAAAAACUACGACCUGAGGAGACUCCUGGCGGGCUCAGAGAAGAUCCUGGACGGUCUUCUCGACCUGGUGGAUUCUGACCCCAGUUUCCUGCUUGCAGCAGUACACUGCUUGCCCUUAGCCUCCUCUCUCAGGGACUCUCUCAGCCAGAUCCUGCUGAAAGCAAUCACCCCCAAUCUGGUUUUCUCCAUCCUCAUUGCCAACAACCAGCUGCUCACCAUCGUCCAAGAAAAGACGGUCAUCGAGGACGCCAGGCUGGAGCCCGCUGACGUCCACCUCCUGCUCAACCUGAUCGGCGCUUCCUCUGCCUUUCAGGCCGGGGAGAUAUGGACUCCCAUCUGCCUCCCCCUGUUUAAUCCUGACUGUUACUUUUAUGCAUACAUUUCUUACCUGGACCCUCCAGAAUGCACUGUUUGCUUGCUGCUGCUCUCGACAGACAAGGAGGCGUUCUACGCCGUGGCCGAGUGCAAGAGGAAGAUAGAGGAGACCAUGACGGCUCAGAACUCCCUGAGCCUCAUUGCCAAAGUCCAGUCGUACAGCGUGAGCCAGGUGGGCGUCUCAGACCUCAGACACUUCAUGUACAAGCCCUUUGAUGUGCCAGACAACUACCGCCAGCUAACGCAGUUCACCAGCCCAGAGAUGGAGGCCCCAUACAGCAGUGAAGAGGAAAAGAUGAGGCUGCUGGACCUUUAUCGUUAUAUGCACAGCCGCAUCCACAGCACCUCAAGACCCCUCAAGCUCAUCUACCACGUCGCUGAGAGGGAAACUCUGCUAGCCUGGGUCACGAGUAAGUUUGAGCUGUACACCUGCUUCAGUCCUCUGGUGACGAAGGCCUGCGCUAUCACCGCUAUCACUAAGCUUCUACGGUGGAUUAAAAAGGAGGAGGACCGUCUGUUCAUCAGAUACCCCCAAAAGUAUUCAACCACCCCGAACCCCAGCAAGAGCUCUCGAGGCGGGAAAUCUGACCAGCAAGACUCCACGGAGAACGGCUUCUUAUCUCUUCUAUAGGACUCUCCUGGUGCUCGGCCUCACUCAAUAGUUUGUACACUGGUUCCAAGAUAUUUUUGAACACCCCUUUUGACUUGACAGACAUCGACUACUGGAAUCUCUACAACACUACACAAGUUUUACACUAUUUAAGAAGGAAUGAACCCUUUCAAGCUCGUAGUAUUCCUUUACCUUAACUAGAAAGCAUGUCAUUGGAUCACUGCUUUCCAUCAGAAACAAUCAGGACAAAAAAACAGCGUCAGUACGUUUUUAAAAUCGAACUGUGGUAGAAAAUAAUUGCAAUGAUAUUUAAUUGUAUGUUUUUAUAUUAUUUUAUUACUGUAACAAGAAGGAAAAUGUCCUCGCGGACAGUGAAUGUAUCACACAGACAGUUCAUUCCUAUGCUAUAACUAUUCACGGCAGUAAGUUAAGAUGAGGAGUGAAAUGAACUUAAACUACCUUUCUCAGACUAGUUCUUUGAUUUUCUUAGAUAGAUCAAGUGUGUUACAAAACAGAAUAUGCAAAGAAUUUGGGCUCAACGUGAACUGGAAUAACAACAAACUGGAACUGCCAGAGCAGGGCUGGGCCGCCAUGCCUCAUACGUGGUGGCACAUCCCUGUGACGGAACUUGAAAACGUGUCGUUUCAUAUCCCGCUGAUGAUUCGCCAUCACAUUCAAAUGGUCAGGUUUCAUUCAUGUUACAUUAUGUGCAGAAAACAAGUCGGACAUCGCAGCCUGGUUCACCUGAUCACUUUACAUGAGCGUCGUUGUUCGUGCUUUCAUUGUCAUCUAGUGAAGCUAAGAAGACGCCACUGAGCUCACGCAGUCUUUAUCUGCAGGUACUUCUCGUAGGUUGAUCAGUCGACACUUGAUGUAAUCACUUCAGGCGACUCAUCCUUUUGGAUAAUAGUUUUGUAAUGAUUGUCUAUAAACGGUAGCCUCAUCCUUGUGUCCUUUGAGGAAUUUCCUGUCAAUUAAAGUCUUGAGUAUGUCUAUAGUAUUAUGAAAUAAAUCCCAGGUUGCACAAAUCUACACUUGUUCUGAUUAGUUUAGAGAUGUUGAUGUGAAUGAGCUUCAUUUAUAAUUUACAAAUUAACUUUACAGAAAGAAAUGCUUGAUUUUCUGGGUCUGGCAUUUCUGAAAUGUUUUCCUGAGUUUCUUGGACUUAAUUUGGUACUCAUUGUUAUUAAAGGAAAAACAGGCAGUUGGUAGACUGCCAGUUAAUUGCUUGCAUAACUUGAGUUUUUUUUUUUGGCAUGGCAGGUGAGAUGCAAUUAUGGGAAAAGUAUUUAAAGGCGAGCAUUCAGUUCAACAAAUAUGAAGAAU
Anarrhichthys ocellatus (wolf-eel) is the source of this 3903-nucleotide messenger RNA. It is a transcript of the gene mon1bb, whose product is annotated as MON1 secretory trafficking family member Bb. Lineage: Eukaryota; Metazoa; Chordata; Actinopteri; Perciformes; Anarhichadidae. Bases 766 to 2598 code for a protein of 610 amino acids. The record is from RefSeq and is a predicted model, not a curated record. Gene Ontology annotation, cellular component: Mon1-Ccz1 complex. The transcript is spliced from 6 exons. Gene Ontology annotation, biological process: protein targeting to vacuole; vesicle-mediated transport.